AUGCCCCAUCGCAUGCUCUCACAUCAUGCCCCAUCGCAUGCCCUCACAUCAUGCCCCAUCGCAUGCCCUCACAUCAUGCCCCAUCGCAUGCUCUCACAUCAUGCCCCAUCGCAUGCUCUCACAUCAUGUCCCAUCGCAUGCUCUCACAUCAUGCCCCAUCGCAUGCUCUCACAUCAUGCCCUGUCGCAUGCUCUCACAUCAUGGCCUGUCGCAUGCUCUCACAUCAUGCCCCGUCGCAUGCUCUCACAUCAUGCCCCAUCGCAUGCUCUCACAUCAUGCCCCAUCGCAUGCUCUCACAUCAUGCCCCAUCGCACGCUUUCACAUCAUGCCCCAUCGCACGCUCUCACAUCAUGCCCCAUCGCAUGCUCUCACAUCAUGCCCCAUCGCAUGCUCUCACAUCAUGCCCCAUCGCAUGCUCUCACAUCAUGCCCCAUCGCAUGCUCUCACAUCAUGCCCCAUCGCAUUCUCUCACAUCAUGCCCCAUUGCAUGCUCUCACAUCAUGCCCCAUCGCAUGCUCUCACAUCAUGCCCCAUCGCAUGCUUUCACAUCAUGCCCCAUCGCAUGCUCUCACAUCAGGCCCCAUCGCAUGCUCUCACAUCAGGCCCCAUCGCAUGCUCUCGCAUCAUGUCCCAUCGCAUGCUCUCACAUCAUGCCCCAUCUCAUGCUCUCACAUCAUGCCCCAUCGCAUGCUCUCACAUCGUGCCCCAUCGCAUGCUCUCACAUCAUGCCCCAUCGCAUGCUCUCACAUCAUGCCCCAUCGCAUGCUCUCACAUCAUGCCCCAUCGCAUGCUCUCACAUCAGGCCCCAUCGCAUGCUCUCACAUCAUGCCCCAUCUCAUGCUCUCACAUCAUGCCCCAUCGCAUGCUCUCACAUCGUGCCCCAUCGCAUGCUCUCACAUCAUGCCCCAUCGCAUGCUCUCACAUCAUGCCCCGUCGUUUGCUCUCACAUCAUACCCCAUCGCAUGCUCUCACAUCAUGCCCCAUCGCAUGCUCUCACAUCAUGCCCCAUCGUUUGCUCUCACAUCAUGCCCCGUCGCAUGCUCUCACGUCAUGCCCCGUCGCUCUCGCAUCAUGCCCCAUCGCAUGCACUCGCAUGAUGCCCUGUCGCAUGCACUCACAUCAUGCCCCAUCGCAUGCUCUCACAUCAUGCCCCAUCGCAUGCUCUCACAUCAUGCCCCAUCGCAUGCACUCAAACGCCUCUUACCCGCCGAUUUGCUGCUGGCUGUGCGGUGUUGUGCCCUGUGCGUGUUCUUGAGAGUGUGUGUUUGGGGGGGCGCGCAUGUGUGCAUGUCUGUUGUCAUGCAUGAGCAGGCGGGCACAUCACCGGGGGACGGCCCGGGCAUGGGCGCUCCUCUGCAGGCUGUUGCCAUCGUCAUCCGCACGCUCGCCCAGCUGUGGCGCAAGCCCAUAGUGCCGGUGAAUCACUGUGUGGCGCACAUCGAGAUGGGACGCUGCGUGACUGGCGCCCAUGACCCUGUGGUGCUAUACGUCAGUGGCGGCAACACGCAGGUGAUAGCCUACUCAGAGGGCCGCUACCGCAUAUUCGGGGAGACCAUUGACAUCGCCGUGGGCAACUGUCUGGACCGCUUUGCUCGUGUGCUCAACAUCUCCAAUGACCCCAGCCCGGGAUACAACAUCGAGCAGCUGGCGAAGCAAGGGCAUCGUUACGUGGAGCUGCCCUACGUGGUGAAGGGCAUGGAUGUGUCAUUCUCGGGCCUCCUCACAGCUGUUGAGGGCCUGGCACAGCGUGUUUCUGCACCCGACAGCGUGGGGGACGAUGGCUACACCGCGGCGGACCUCUGCUUCUCGCUGCAGGAAACCAUCUUUGCAAUGCUGGUGGAGACAACCGAGCGAGCCAUGGCUCACUGCAAUAAGCGCGACGUGCUUAUAGUGGGGGGCGUGGGCUGCAACAUCCGCCUGCAGGAGAUGAUGCAGCAGAUGUGCUUAGAGCGAGGGGGAAGGCUCUUUGCCACAGACGACCGGUACUGCAUCGACAACGGCGCCAUGAUUGCUUACACUGGGCUGCUGGCUUUUCAGCACGGUGGCCUCAGCAUGACUGUUCCUGUAGCGGAGUCCACUUGCACUCAAAGGUUUCGAACUGAUGAGGUGGAGGCGGUGUGGAGAGAGGGGCAGGGGAGAAAGGGAGAGGGGGUGGAGGGGUUGGAGGGAGGAAGAGCAGGUGUGGGGGUGAGGGUUGCAGGGGGUGGAGAGCGGAAGCAUGGAGUUGAGAAUGGAGAUGGGGUGGGGAGUGGUGGGAAGGGGUGUGCGGGUGAGCAAGAGGGGUUGGGGAUGGUGGAUCAUGUGGCAGGGCAUUUAGAAAAGAAGCUCAAGGCUGAUGGGGAGGAGAGAAGGGAAGAGAGGGAAGAGAAGGCAGUGCAAGAGGAGCCCAGUCUUAUGGUGGUAGGCUGA
Messenger RNA from Closterium sp. Yama58-4, 2409 nucleotides. Lineage: Eukaryota; Viridiplantae; Streptophyta; Zygnematophyceae; Desmidiales; Closteriaceae. The record is from the annotation of a GenBank genome assembly.